AUGGCAAUGAAUCCUUCUUCUCUCUCCUUUAUGUUUCUCUCUCUCUGCAUUCUCUUCUCUGCAACUUCAGUCACCUCCAUCUCUUACUCCCACCACUGCGCUUCCAUGGUCCCCAUGUCGACCCCAACUGCUCCCUCCACCACCAUAUUCCCAUAUCUCCGACCAGUCCUCAGUCACUACGCCGGCGGUAACAGAAUCCUUAACAACGACAAUAACAACUCCUCUGAAUUCUCCCUCGAAUCCAAAAAAUACUUCUUGUUUUAUCUAACCCAGAACAUCUUUGAAACCAACACGUCUGGAGUUCACAAGAUCGAAGCGUACUUAACCUUCGUAUCACCAGGCUCUUAUUUUCCUGGGAAUCAUAGAAGGAGGCACUCAUUGCAGUUUGGGUUUCAUGGGUUUUGGUCAUGGCACUCUGGGAAGCUAUGUAUGGUAGGCUCGGCUUCUUGGUACUCGAACGAAGGUAAUUUGAUCGAUCUUGAUGCAGUCCUUAAGCUUAACUAUCCUAUGAAUUUGACUAUCUUUAGUGGUUUAAUAACUGGGAAAUUGGAGAGCUUGGCUUCUCCGAAUGAUCCGUAUUAUUUCGAACCCGUUUCACUUUUGGAAUAUGGUUCAUCGAGUAACUAUCAGUAUUCAUUGGUUUCUGGGGAAUUCGACAGUGAUUGUCGCGGUGGGAUUGAUAUCCCUAAAAGUAAAUCACUUGCUUUUAAUCCAGGAUUGUUAUGUUCCUCAAUGAACAGUGGGCAAAACGAGGUUUUUAACUUGGAGUACUCGAAUGAGUGCAGUUCUUCAAAAAAUUGUACUCCUCUUGGUAAGGAUGAUAACGAUGAGUUGCCAAGGGAAAUGACGUUGAAUGCCAUUCAGUGUUCUAAGGAGGAACACAAGGUGCAAUAUGUGAUCAAAUUUGGAUCAGGUUACCAGUACCUAUCUUUUGAUCCCACUACAACGCUCGUGGGAGAGGGAUCGUGGGAUGAAAAGAAGAAUAAGCUAUGCAUAGUUGCUUGCCGGUUUUUGAACUCCAUCGACUCAUUGGACAAUGCCCAGCUUGGUGAUUGUUCGAUUAGGUUGAGCUUGAGGUUCCCUGCUCUCUGGACAAUCAAGAGUAGGACACGUAUUUUGGGCCAGAUUUGGACCAACAAAACUGCUAACGAGUCCGGAUACUUCAAUAGGAUCACAUUUAGAAGUCGUGACAACAGCAUAACUGUGGUUCCUGGUUUGAGAUACGAGUACACAGUAACCGAAAAAGUAGGAAAGUUGUGUCCUUUCAACAAGCAGGUUAUAAAGAAGGGCAACAGAUAUCCAAAGUGGAAGUCUAGCGACUUGGAAUUUCACAUGUUGGUUAGAGAUUCCAUGGGGAAUCGUACUAGGAUUCAAGCAAUGCCUAGCUUUUUCGGUGAUCAGAAUUAUGAGCUGAAUCAAUUUCCUGUGGUCGAGGAAAAGACUACAUAUCGCGGCCCAUUGAAUAUUACCUACGCGAUUUUGCCAUAUCAGACUUCUUCAGCUACAUCGGUAAUUUUCAAUAGUACCCUUGACAUUUCUGCUGAAGGGUUGUAUGAUGAGGAAACAGGAAGGGUAUGUAUGGUAGGCUGUAGAAAGCUAUCAACAGGUGAAUCAAUGGACUGUGAGCUUCUUUUGAAAUUCCAAUUCCCGCCGGUAAAUGCAAAGGAAGUAGGGCAAAUUACAGGAAGCAUCGAAAGCAUGAGGGGGCAAACUGACCCUCUUUAUUUCAAGCAAUUGGAAAUGACUGGAUGGGUUUUCUACAGAGAGGAAGCCAAAAGAUCCGUUCAGCGGUUGGAUUGGGAGAUCGUGAUGGUUUUGAUCUCCAACACUCUCGCUUGUGUGUUUGUGGGGCUGCAAAUUUUUUACGUGAAAAGGAACCCUCAAGUGCUUCCUUUUGCGUCCCUUUUCAUGCUUGUGAUCCUCACUUUAGGGCAUAUGGUUACUCUUGUGCUAAACUUUGAAGCUUUGUUUCUAGGAAAUCGCAAGCGAAAUAACGUAUGGCUUGGGAGUCAAGGGUGGCUCGAAGUGAACGAGGUGAUUGUGAGAGCAGUUAAAAUGGUGGCUUUCUUGUUGCAACUCCGGCUUCUCCAACUGGCGUUUUCUGCACGUUUGGGCUACGAAAACCAGAAGGGCAUAUGGGUUGCUGAAAAGAAGGCAUUGUUUGUUUCUACAACAUUGUACGCAUCGGGGUUGCUUUUGGCUUUGUUUCUAAAUACAAGGAAUUUAAUAUCUUAUGGUGGAUUGAUCCUCGACGGUUUCCUUCUCCCUCAAAUCCUCCUCAACAUUUUCCAUAUCUCAAAGGAAAAUGCUCUUUCUCAUCCAUUUUACAUCGGAACCACUUGUGUUCGGUUGCUACCUCAUGUGUAUGAUCUUUACCGGGCUCACAACUUUGCACGAGUCCAAUUUGAUGGGGCAUACCCUUUUGCAAAUCCUUACGUGGAUUUCUACUCCCUCACUUGGGACGUAGUUAUUUCUUGUGGGGGUGUUCUGUUUGCGGUUUUCAUUUACUUGCAGCAGCGAUUUGGUGGGCAGUGUAUCCUUGGGCGGAGAUUCAGGGAGGUUGAAACGUACGAGAAGGUGCCGUUCAUUAGGGUUGGUUUUAAGAAAUGUCGACUUUCGAGAAGAGCAGCAGCCGCAGUAGAGAGGAGAUCAUCCUUGGAUUCUUUCGAGGUUCAUGGAUUGGGCACUACCGCACAAGUGUCAAGCAAAAUUAUUAGGAUAUUUGUAAUGUUUGUGGAGGGAUUACUUGAUGUGGUUAAUCGGAAUGAGAGAGGGGGUUCGGUGUUUGUGGCAGUGUGCGGCGUGGAGAAUAUUGGCCAAAUAUGGGAUGAUGGUGUUGUGUCAUGUGGGUGGUGGUUCGGUUUAUUGUUAAUUUUGUUGGGUCGUGACUUGAAGUUGAGAGGCUGUAGGAAAUUUGGGAGAAUGGGUAUUGGCAUACAGUGGCAUUAUGAUUUUGGAUUUGGGUUUUAUCAGUUGUCUAAGCCUUGGGUUUUAGAGGGUCUGGUUAGCCUCCAUUUUGCGUGUUUGAUUGCAUUACAUUUGGACCCAGGUGAGUAG
This is a messenger RNA of Rhododendron vialii, 3057 nucleotides long. RefSeq lists its product as uncharacterized. The transcript is spliced from 5 exons. Lineage: Eukaryota; Viridiplantae; Streptophyta; Magnoliopsida; Ericales; Ericaceae. The coding region runs from base 1 to 3057 and encodes 1018 amino acids. Gene Ontology annotation, cellular component: intracellular membrane-bounded organelle. The record is from RefSeq and is a predicted model, not a curated record.